UGGUCGGUCAAAAUUGGAUGACGCAAGCUGAAUCGCUUGUACCACCCACGUCCAGGGGGACUCAUGGUUGACGGACAAGAUCUGCGACGCUGCUGCGAUGAUCUCGCUUCGGUCAACUGACUACCCAGCAUGCUGCCUGGCUCCAAUCCACGUGACAAUGUCAUGCUCGACAUGCAUGGGUAGCGUUGUCUUUAGGCCACGUUUUUCGGUGGUUGGCGCACCGACUUCCUUAACCUUCUUAAGUGUGCGAAAGAACGUGCUCCGCGAUAUAUCGGAUCUCCGAGCAACGGCGGCGACACUUUCGCCGGCUUGGACGCGCUGUACGGCUUCCAAAGUCUUUUGGUUGACAGGCAUCACUGAAAAUACCGCGAAACUCAAACUAAAUGACAGUAAUUCUAUUGUUUGACGGGGG
Aphanomyces astaci is the source of this 412-nucleotide messenger RNA. RefSeq lists its product as hypothetical. The record is from RefSeq and is a predicted model, not a curated record. NCBI's taxonomy places the organism in Eukaryota, Oomycota, Saprolegniomycetes, Saprolegniales, Verrucalvaceae. The transcript has a single exon. The coding region runs from base 98 to 406 and encodes 102 amino acids.